CUCAAAAUAAUUGCAGUAUCUCGACGAGAAACGUUUUGACUUUUUAGAUCAUGCCGUUCGUUUGGAAACCAGGUUUGAAACCUAUGCUGUGCUGUCUUAUUGACGACUAAAAGAAUACAGUGCUGUGUAUUGAAUCUAUGGUCUUUAUCAGUUGGACGAUCGAGUUGGGAAUUGAUUCCUGAUGUUCAUGAUUGAAGAAUACAUUUCUCCAAUUACCUAGUAAUUACCUGCAUGCUUUUGAAUUGCCCUUGCCUGGGAGACCUGUAAUAACUCCAUGUUGAUGCUGAUAAAGUGCGUGGUGCGGAGUACCGUCUAUCAAGUUGUCUCGUUUCCUGCUGUCUCGGCGGUCCGGCCUUUGCUUCGUCUGACGACAUCUCACAAGGUGGUUCGCUUCUUGGCCAGCAUGAGCAGCGCAGAGGCACCACCAUCGUUAGCAUGCACUACAGUGCACAGUGUCUCUGAAGGGGCAAGUCUAGGUGCUGAAGCCGCCCACGUGGAUCAAGCCGCGAACGAAUGCACCGCUGAAGUUGCAAAGGCUACAGCGGAAUGCUCGGAAGGCGCAACGCUCUCAAAGAAUCAGCGUAAGCGUCUCGUAAAAGCACAGAAGUGGGAAGAAGGUGCUGCUAAGCGCAAGGAAAAGCGCAGAGAGAAGCGCCAGGAAAGACGAGCCAAGCACAAGAAAGAGUUUGAUGAGGGUACACGAGAGCCACGCAUCUUUCAGGAAGACACGGUGCAAGUCGAUGUCAAUGUUGUCCUGGAUCUGUCGUAUGAGGAUAAAAUGACACCGCAUGAUGUUAAGAAGGUCCGUCAGCAGCUGCAUACCUCGUAUGCUGCGAAUCGGCGGAAUUUGCGACAGGUGCGUUUGCACUUCACUAGCUAUGGGGGCUCAAUCAAAGAGCAGUGUGAACGCUACAGUCCAGGUAUUUGCAAUUGGAAGUGCAAUCUAACUGAACAACCCUACUACAGCGUCUUCCCGAAGGAACAGAUAGUCUACCUUGCACCCGAGUCGCCGAAUGUAUUGACAUCUCUGGAAGAAGGCAAGGCGUAUAUUGUCGGUGGCAUUGUCGAUCACAACUCCCAAAAAGGCUUGUCAUAUCAGCUGGCUGAGGAGAAGGGGAUUUACCACGCUCGGCUACCCAUCGGCGACCAUCUUCAUCUGAAGACCCGACACGUACUGUCUAUUGUGCACGUUGUGGAGAUCUUAUGCGAGUAUGUCAACAAACCCGAUUGGCUGGCUGCAAUGCUAAAGGUCAUCCCUCAGCGCAAAGGCCUGACACUACUUUCUAGUGUUGCUGGUGCAAAGCAAGAUAAUGAUAAGAUUGAUAAUGCUGACGAUGAGAACGCUGUACCGGAAGUGUCGUGCGAAGCUCAGGCCGAGGACCGAGUUGAUGCGGAAAAGCAAACAACUGAAUGAAACAAUCGUGUUUUGUCGCAGUACUGUGCGCUGAUAAGCGCCGGGCGAUGUAACCCUACACAAGCAGAGAGGGGAAUUCCCUUGCCUCGGAUACCACCAGAAAGUAGCAGAUAUGGGAAUCUCGUUGCAUGCGAUACCAGUGGGCAGCAGGACGGCUUACUUGUUGGUCUUGCAGUGGCUGCCCUUGACCUUGUGCAGCUGAUGCAGCGGGUGGCAGGGCACCCUGCAGUCGCAAUCAGUAAGAGAGUUCGCUUGGUGUUGAACUUUUUCAAAAAUACACACCACAGUGUUUGCAUCACUGACGCUUGGACGUCGAGGAAAAGUGAAGGAGUUUGUUUGAACUCUUGUGCUGCCAGCUCUCCGCAGUAAAACACCAGCGCUACGCUGCUAGCAACUGGAUGUCCAGCAGCCAGGAGGGAAGCCGGACGUAUCCUACGCAUGAAGAGAGCAGUGUAAACAUCUGAACUGCCAGGAUUGGUUACAGAGUGGCAAGGGUUCUCUCUCUCUCUCUCUCUCUUUCUCUCUCUCUCUCUCUCUCUCUCUCUCUCUCUCUCUCUCUCUUUCUCUCUCUCUCUC
Molecule: messenger RNA, 1990 nt
Organism: Sycon ciliatum
Lineage: Eukaryota; Metazoa; Porifera; Calcarea; Leucosolenida; Sycettidae
Product: tRNA methyltransferase 10 homolog A-like
Exons: 1
Coding region: 275-1414 (379 amino acids)
Biological process (GO): tRNA N1-guanine methylation
Cellular component (GO): nucleus; nucleoplasm
Molecular function (GO): tRNA binding
Source: RefSeq, a predicted model, not a curated record